This is a messenger RNA of Neurospora tetraspora, 463 nucleotides long. RefSeq lists its product as uncharacterized. The record is from RefSeq and is a predicted model, not a curated record. Gene Ontology annotation, biological process: mitochondrial electron transport, cytochrome c to oxygen. The transcript is spliced from 3 exons. NCBI's taxonomy places the organism in Eukaryota, Fungi, Ascomycota, Sordariomycetes, Sordariales, Sordariaceae. The coding region runs from base 206 to 454 and encodes 82 amino acids.
GCAGCUGCCAGAGCUGUGCAGCCAGCUGAGACAGCCGAGCUUAUUCCCAAUUCCGAACGUCAAGAUUCCGCACUAGCGUCACGGACCACCACGGGCAGCUCCUCCAGUUUCAUCACCACACUCCAAGUGCUUUCCCACCUCGACUCUCCUUGACACCAGCUUCUGACCGAGCAAGGAAUCACCAAAUCUCCACUCAAGAAAAAAGAUGUUCUCCCGUGUUGCCCUCCGCGCGGCUCCCCGCCAGCAGCCCUUCAGCCUCGUUGCUCGCCGCACCUUCCAGAACACCCGCGCCCAGCUCUCGUCGCCCUACCACUACCCCGAGGGUCCCCGCUCCAACCUUCCCUUCAACCCCAAGACCCGCUUCUUCUGGUUCCGUUACCUCAUGUACUGCGUCGUCGGCUUCGGGUCUCCCGUUGCCAUUGCCGUCUGGCAGACCUACCGCCCCCGCUCUUAAACGGCUCGC